This is a messenger RNA of Rhizoctonia solani, 2196 nucleotides long. RefSeq names its product mechanosensitive ion channel protein. NCBI's taxonomy places the organism in Eukaryota, Fungi, Basidiomycota, Agaricomycetes, Cantharellales, Ceratobasidiaceae. The record is from RefSeq and is a predicted model, not a curated record. The transcript has 10 exons. Bases 1 to 2196 code for a protein of 731 amino acids.
AUGUCUACUGGGAGUGAUCAAUGUCGUGUUCAUAUGGAUGGAGAAAUCCUGGACUUUGGGUUACGAUACGCAGUAUAUGGAACCGCGUUGUUGACGUUAGGACUUGGCUGCAUCUCUAUGAUCAACGUCAGUCGUGCGGUCACAAGAGAAGAGCAAGAAACCGCCAGUCCCGGCGGCAUUAAAGCCGAUGACGAGAUGUACAGGAAUAUCCGGUCUCAUAAGAAGAUUGUUCGUCCUGUCAGUACCACUCUUAAUUUGAUGGGAGUGGCCAUGGUUGGCGCAGCAUUUAUCUACCAAUCCAACACCGUUCAAUCACGAGUAGCACCCAAAAUGCAACAAACCUCGGGUUCAUCCAAGGGAGGGUCUUUCACUCUUUUUCACGCCUAUACUCUGCUAUCCUUACUGUGGCUUAUUACUUUGGUUGGGAUGAUGAUUCACGUACAAACAUGGGUAUUCAACGUCAUUCGUCGCAGAUCCGUGAUCGACAAGGACAAGAUGCGAUUCAUUAACUCUAUAUGGAACGGUACACAUUGGUACCUUCUUCAAGUGGAAUUGCUCGGAGUCUAUGGAUUCUAUGUCUCGACAAACCGUGACAAGUUCCCUGAGCCACUUUGCAAGAUUCCGGUUUUCAAUGAACCCGGCUUCAGAAUUUUCGCGAGGGUGGUAUACGUCAUCGCCAUGAUCCCUAUCGUGAAUGUAUUAAUAUUAUGCGGGCUUCUGGUCGGGACAGUCUGGGUCAUGAGCUGGGUCGCCACACUUCUUCGAAACCAUGACUCAAAGGGGCGGACCGUGUCUCCCAUGGUGUUCAAUUUCUUUUGGCUUUUUGUCUGUGGGAUUAUUGUCUUGGCUAUCGGUGUCACAACCGAAAUACUGCUUUUCGCCAACACCGAUGGCCAGAGUGUUUGGUCCUUUGGUAGUUUACUAGCCCUUAUCCUGUUGGUUGUACCGGCCGAAACAUUCGUCGGAGAACUCUACUCUAUGGUGGUCCCAGAAAAAGUACGAUACAACUUCAGAACCACGCUUGGAACCUACAGUCGGCGAUCAUCACAGCAUGGCUCGAUUCAUCACGUCCAAGACGAGAGCUUGUCUCAAUAUCGACCUUUGUGGUUGUCGAGCCAUCCUGAUGUAAUUGAUCUUGGAACUCGACUCGCCAUAUACUCGUACGCGGGUUGUUCAGCAAUCCUCGGUUUUCUGACCUUGUUGGGUACCGGCCAAAGGCGAUACAUACAAGAAGAAGAGGAAGCACAGGCUUAUACUGACAAGGUUGUCAAACACAUAAAAGAUGUCAAUUUUGCAGUGGCAACGUCAACACUAACUGGAAUAGCGCUCAUUAUCGCUGCUCUCUUCCACCAGCAUUAUUUCCAUACUUUAACCCUUUUUCACGCAUAUAUCGUGCUCUUACUGUUAUGGGUGAUUACUCUCACUGGGAUGUGGUUUGUUAUUCAUGCAUGGGUAUUCGACAUUCUGACGAGGGACAAACGACGAAUGAAUACGUUCGGAUUCUGGAAGCGCAUAGUAUACCAGUCUAAAUGGUUCACUAUCCAGUUUAGUCUAAUGGGCGGUUACGGACUUUACGUCACAAUUCGGCGUGGAGACUUUCAGCCAUCAGACUGCGUCCCAUGGGUCUUCAAACACCAACUCUUGAGUGCUUUUGUGUACGGCUUCGCUGCGUUUCCCAUCCUGAACUCGUGCAUGCUUUUCAUCAUCACGAGCCUUUUGGUUUGGAUUGUUAGCGUUGUCGUAGCUUUGUGCUCCUAUAGAGGGUGGAGGGGACAAGUGAACCCCGUCGUAUUCUGCUUCUUCUGGCUACUGGAGUACACCUUGAUCAUAGGAGGUAUAGUUCUCACCAUCGAGCUGCAGCUGAGGGAAAUCACAGAGGAAGAGUCUUUACCUUCACCCUUUGGGAGCACCUUGGCAAUUGCUCUCGUUAUAGUUCCAUUGCAACUCGUAUUAGAAAGAAUUUGGCAAAUGGUCUCGCAUGAUUACGAGACAUCGCUAAGGCAAAACCGUCAUUCUGGGAUCGGGACGAAUGAAUCACAGCCAUUCAUGCAUGGCCAAGAAUCAAAUAGUGGAAUAACGACAACUAGGUACACUCGGUAUCUUCAGGAAGCUACAAUAGCUAUGGAAGCAGGCCACCUCCCUAUCAUCGAUGAACAAAUGGGCGAUCGUUUUAGCGGAGAUCUAUGGACUUUAUGA